CCUCGACUUCGCUUCGGGAACCUUUGUUUCCUGCUCUCGGAGCUGGCUCGUGCCGGGACCGGUUCGGAAGGGGCUACAGGGAGCCGACUGAGGAGCGGGGCGGAGCGGUUCCCAGGUAAUGCGUAUGCCGCUAAUCCAGAGGAUACAUUUUGAGGAGAAGAUUUAGAGUGAGACAAGAACCCAGCCUUGGAGAAUUCAUUUUUGUUUAAGUGGAUUAGGAGGAAUCUACAAAAAAAAGACUGAAAACGACGUAAGAGGAAAAACCGUAUUUAUUAUAUUUGCCUCAGACUCUGAAUACAUUGGAGGUGAGGCCAUCUACUGAGACAGAGAAACAGUUUCAAGGAAAAUGGAGAAAGAUAACUAGAGAAGCAGUUUCAAGGAAAAUGGAGAAAGGUGUUUACAAUGGCUGCUACUGUGAACUUGGAACUUGAUCCCAUUUUUUUGAAAGCACUAGGCUUCUUACAUUCAAAGAGUAAGGAUUCUGCUGAAAAGCUAAAAGCGUUACUUGAUGAAUCUUUGGCUCGGGGCAUUGAUUCAAGUUACCGUCCUUCCCCAAAGGAUGUGGAGCCACCCAAAAUUACAAGCACAAAAACUAUUUCCGUUAAGCAAGAGCCCAAAACAUCUUCCAGUCUUCCUUCUGGCAAUAAUAAUGGCAAGGUUCUCACAACUGAAAAGGUGAAGAAGGAAGCUGAAAAGAGACCUGCUGAUAAAAUGAAAUCAGACAUCACCGAAGGAGUGGAUAUUCCAAAGAAACCUAGAUUAGAGAAACCAGAAGCACGGUCCUCUCCCAUUACGGUCCAAACCAGCAAGGAUUUAGCUAUGGCUGACCUUUCCAGUUUUGAGGAGACCAGUGCUGAUGAUUUUGCCAUGGAAAUGGGAUUAGCCUGUGUUGUUUGUAGGCAAAUGACAGUAGCAUCUGGUAAUCAAUUAGUAGAAUGUCAAGAGUGCCAUAAUCUCUACCACCAAGAUUGCCAUAAGCCCCAGGUGACAGACAAGGAGGUGAAUGACCCUCGCCUUGUGUGGUAUUGUGCUCGAUGUACCAGACAAAUGAAAAGAAUGGCUCAAAAAACUCAGAAACCGCCACAGAAACCAGCUCCCGCUGUUGUUUCUGUAGCCCCUGCUGUCAAAGAUCCAUUGGUUAAGAAACCAGAAACUAAACUCAAACAAGAGACGACUUUUCAGGCAUUUAAGAGAACAGAAGUCAAGACAUCUGCAGUUAUUUCAGGAAAUUCUUCUAGUACCAGUGUUUCCUCUUCAGUAACUAGUGGCCUAACUGGAUGGGCAGCUUUUGGAGCCAAAACUUCUUCUGCUGGUCCAUCAACAGCAAAAUUGAGUUCAACAACCCAAAACAAUAGUGGGAAACCUGCUACCUCAUCAGCUAACCAAAAGCCUGUGGGUUUGACUGGUCUGGCAACAUCAUCCAAAGGUGGAAUAGGUUCUAAAAUGGGUUCCAGUAACAACACUUCACCCACUGUACCAUUGAAACCACCUCCACCUCUAACUUUGGGCAAAACUGGCCUUAGUCGCUCAGUUAGUUGUGACAAUGUUAGCAAAGUAGGUCUUCCAAGUCCAAGUAGUUUAGUUCCAGGAGGCAGCAGCCAACUAAGUGGGAAUGGUAAUAGUGGGACCUCAGGGCCUAGUGGAAGUACCACCAGCAAAACCACUUCAGAAUCGAGCGGCUCUCCCUCAACGUCCCUUAAAGGCCCAACUUCUCAAGAAUCACAACUCAAUGCCAUGAAGCGAUUACAGAUGGUCAAGAAGAAAGCUGCCCAAAAGAAACUCAAGAAGUAAUAUGGCCAAGUAGGUUUUUAUAUCACAUUACUCUAGACAGUAAAAUCUUACUAUUAGGACAUAAACUGUAAGAUACUAUAAUUUAAUAAAAAUCUUCCUAAUGAAAUUUCUAUUAUUUCUUACCUUAAAAUGAUAAGUAUUACUUAGUAAAACUUGAAAUUCUUUAUUUUAAAUCUGUUUAACAGGUUUAUUUUAAUCAUUUCCAUAGUGUGUGAAAACAAUGAUUAGAAUGACUAAUUCUUGAUGAGAACUUCUACGGUCCUGGAAGACUGAUAGCAUAUAUGAAUUAAAACAAAAAAAACAAAAAACAAUAGUUAGUUCAUCUGAUAACCAAGCCCUAAGAAUUGAUCCUCCUGAAUAAGGUGCCUUAUAACAUGGCAAGGAUAACCCAUUAUAAAGUUUCCUACUUUCCCCCCAAUAUUCUGGAUAUUCAAUGUUAGUCUCCAGCCUCAUUUCAAUUAAUUUUCCUCUCUCCCCAAAUAUUUCAUCUCCCCUUUUUCAAAAAUAAUUUUUCGUAAUUGAUUUCUGAUACCCCUAUUAUCUUAACCUUUUUUAUCACCUCAUAUUAUUUAUGUCUUUCAAAAGAGUGUGAACUACCAUGCCCUUUUAAUGCAAUACUUUUCUCACAUUGCCCACUUUUCCUUACUUUGCCAGUGUAACAUAUGCACAUAGUAUAUACUUAAUAAAUGUUGAAUUUUGAGUUA
Molecule: messenger RNA, 2495 nt
Organism: Pteropus alecto (black flying fox)
Lineage: Eukaryota; Metazoa; Chordata; Mammalia; Chiroptera; Pteropodidae
Gene: INTS12
Product: integrator complex subunit 12
Exons: 9
Coding region: 403-1791 (462 amino acids)
Biological process (GO): snRNA 3'-end processing
Cellular component (GO): integrator complex
Source: RefSeq, a predicted model, not a curated record